This is a messenger RNA of Parasteatoda tepidariorum (common house spider), 3664 nucleotides long. The record is from RefSeq and is a predicted model, not a curated record. Lineage: Eukaryota; Metazoa; Arthropoda; Arachnida; Araneae; Theridiidae.
AGACGAGUUGGAAGUUUGUUCAGGCAUGCGUAAUCCUCCGUGCAAUACUCUAUUUGCAUAUAAAUCCGUGACUAGGUCAUCAAUGUUAUGAGUACAAAUAAAAAAAGAGCACUUUGGCACGCAGAAAGAUUGAAAAACAAGAAGAAAAAAACGAGGAAAAUUUAGUAACUCGUAAUACUUUGAUGAAACUAAACUCGGAAAAAAAAGCAGACAAUAAUAUUUAUUCGGCAUUGACUCCAAUAUUUUCUUUUUUCAUGAUACUAGAGAAAAUAAUUCAUAUUUUUCGCGAUUUUGUAUUUCUAAAUACAAGUCAAAAGGUGUUCAUAUGGUGUGUUUUAUUCCAUCAAUAUAAAGUUUCGAUGGUUAUGGAAGAAUAAAUAGAAAAUCAACAUCAUAAUUAAUCAAGAUUAAGUUCGAGUGCUGCAUUCCUAUGAAAGAAAAAAUUGAAGAAGAACUGAAAAGAACUUACAAACUAGGGAUUUUUGAAGACAAAAAAUAUCAAUACGACAAGAUGCGUAAUUGCACAGCUUUUAAUUUACUUAAUUCUUAAAAGAAAUGAACUUUACAGUAAGGAAUAAUUAUUUUUUAUCCCACUUAAAUUUUGAUGAAUUUUAGCAAUAUUAUUCGAACUAUAAGAUAUUAUAAAUUAAAAUAUAAGAGGAUCAUUUAAUGUUUUUAAAUGUCAGUCAACACUAGCAUUUUUUUUUAAAUUUAUUUUUUACGUAAAUAUGUAAACUAAAUAUUUAUCAAUAAACAAAUAUUCCAAUAAUUUGCAUUUCAAAAUCACUUAAUAUAACAUGUAAAAGCAGGAAUAAAUUUUAUAAAUAAAUUAAAACUAGAGUAUGCUUUAUUUUUAUUAGAGUUUUAGAAUAAUUUAAAAAAAGUUUUUUUUUAAAUAAUUUUUGUUUUAAAUUUUGCAAAUUAUGAAACUAAAGCAACGUUUAUUCAUCGGUAUAGCUGGAGCUGCUUUAGUAACAACAGCAAUGGUAAUAACUAUAACUACAUACUAUUACAAUGAUUCUAAGCAAAUGCAAAACUACGUUAAAUAUGUACACAAUUUCAUACCCAGUAUGAGCCAAAGAUCUCUGCAAAAAACAGUGAAUGAAGAAGUAGAAAGGAUCGAAACACCGAAAAAGGAAAAAAAUAUUAAGGUUCGGCUUAAGAAAAAACUUAGAAAACGUCAUGGAGAAGCCAACGUGACUUAUCCAGAUAGCAACCAAGCGGCUGAAGUGUACCUUUCAGAAAAAGAAUACGAAGACCUACUUAAAAAUCGAAACUUUCUAAGGCCGUCUGUUACUCCCAAUUACUCAACACCAAAACAACCUUUCUCAAAGAAGGGUUUGAAAUCGCGAUUCAUCAGAGAGUGCAUCAAUAUAAACAUCACUCGUAGUCCUGAUGAUGAUCGAGACACAUUUAAUGACUUGGUUGAGAUACUCCAGAAUGAAAUGGGUGCCCAGACAAGAUCUGGCCGUCAUCAGUAUCAACGCAAACGCAUCACCAUGAAGGAUAUCCAUAACAUAGAUGUUGGAAAAAACUUGACCCUCAUGGAAAUGUUUCACUUGGAUAUUAGUGACCAGGACUUGUACACAGAAGACGAUACAUUGGUGCAAAACUUACUAGUAGAAAUGUCAAAAAAUCAAAUCGUUCAUGUUGAAGAGAGAGCUGGUGGGACUCAGUUGAAAUUAAUCAUUACAUUUUAUGAUGGGAGUCAAGCAAUGAUGAAGCCAAUGAGAUUUGAUCGAAACAAAGAAACACUCCCAAACCACUUCUAUUUUGUUGACUUUGAACGACACAACAGCGAGAUUGCAGCAUUCCACCUGGACAGAAUUCUUGGCUUCAGACGAUGUCCUCCAGUUAUCGGUAGAAUAUUGAAUAUUACAACAGAAAUAUAUGCUGUGGCUGAUGACGAUCUCCUGAAAACCUUCUUCAUUUCGCCAGCUCAGAAUUACUGUUUCCACGGACAGUGCAGCUACUACUGUGACACGGGACACGCCAUUUGUGGCCAACCAGACGAUAUUGAAGGUAGUCUUGCGGCUUAUCUGCCACCCGAUCAACUCAGUGGCCGUAAAUCUUGGAAGAAUCCGUGGAAAAGGACGUACCACAAACGUCGAAAAGCAGCCUGGGAAACCAACGAUGAUUACUGUGAUGCUGUUCGCAAUCAGAAACUCUACAACAAUACAAAGAGGCUGGCUGACCUGAUUGAUGUAUCCAUUUUUGAUUUCCUUAUUGGAAAUAUGGACCGCCACCAUUAUGAAACAUUCAAAAUUUUCGGAAACGAGAGUUUUAUUUUGCACCUUGAUCAUGGAAGAGGAUUUGGAAGAUCCAAACACGACGAAAUAUCCAUCUUGGCUCCCCUGUACCAAUGCUGUUUCAUCCACGCCACCACAUUCGAACGUUUGCUUCAACUCCAAAUCAAUCCCAUGAAAUUAUCUACACUAAUGCGCUGCUCAAUGUACAGCGAUCCCUUGAAUCCGAUUCUGAACGAUGCCCACUUGAAAGCUUUGGAUCGAAGACUUCAAAUUGUUCUCCAAAUCGUAAGACAAUGCUUCCAAAUGAAAAGUGAAAAAUUGAUUCUUUAUCAUGGAUAGGAUCACCCACAAGUUUUUCUGUAAUGUGAGAAAAUCUGAAUCGUGAUGAACUCUGAUAUCGUUCAAAAUUCGAUACAAUCUUAUAUAACAAGACAAGUUUAAUCACAUCAUGGUGUAAUUUAAUCCUUCAAUUUAAUUACAUGAUACUAUAAUUUAGCUGGAACAGAUGAUUCAGUUUCACACUGUGUAAAAGUUAUUGCGAAUUGACAAGAUAAUAUGGUUCAACAGGCCGACAUUAUGGCUGAGCAUUGCAAUCAGUUAUAGACCCAUCAGUCUAUAUAAAUUAUACUGCAGUAAAACGGGGUAGCUUCACAUGGUAAAGGUAGAACAUUAAUGGUGGUAGCUAGAGCUUUCAAUGGCCCUUCUUGUGUUGCAUGACACAUAUCUGACAGAUCAACUGAACUUACAGUUGUGUAAAGUAUAGAUCAUUCUGAUUUUCUUUAUUUUUUUGCUAUGUACAAAAAGAAAAAAUAUUACAUUUGAAAUUUGAAGUAUUAACAUAGAUUUUUGCAUUAUCUGAUUGUGCAGUGUGCAUUCGGCACUAUUUGCUGUUUAUUAACCUUACUAAAUUCCUGAAAAUUUAGGUAGCACAGUGAAUUGAGUGAGAUAAGAACUUAUAUGUUAUAAAGAUAUGUGAGAUAAAAAAUUAUGUGAUAUGUAUGAUAUAAAACCUUAUAUGUUAUAAAUUUUUUAUCACAGCAAAGAAAGAAUGCUAGAUAAAUUAGUGAAUCGGAGUGAGUAAGAUUUGGGUUUUCACGAAAUUUGCACUAGAUUAUUUUGAUAAGCUAUUGUAACUGACUAAGAAUUCACUUAAAGCAUUUAGAAAUUUGAACUAGCAUCAAAAGGAUUUCGGUGGUGCAAGGUGGUUAGAUGAAAAAUUCGGACUUUCAAAAGGUGUUAGGUGGCACCGAGUGUUAAAAAUCAGCAUACCAACUGCAUUUUAUAUUAGAAGCUCGUGUAAAAUUAUAUUUUUGAUUGAUCAGAAGUUGUACAAAUUUUUAUAAUUAGUUUUUAUGAAACAAUGUGCACAUUUGUUUUGUGUUUGAAAUAAAUCUCGUUAUUUUCUAGAAAAAAAA